Hippocampus zosterae (dwarf seahorse) is the source of this 2238-nucleotide messenger RNA. RefSeq names its product sirtuin 6 (gene sirt6). Gene Ontology annotation, molecular function: NAD+ binding. NCBI's taxonomy places the organism in Eukaryota, Metazoa, Chordata, Actinopteri, Syngnathiformes, Syngnathidae. The record is from RefSeq and is a predicted model, not a curated record. The transcript has 8 exons. The coding region runs from base 970 to 2013 and encodes 347 amino acids.
AAAAUGGCGUUUACCAUUUUUACUAUUAAAAAAACAAAAAACAAAAAAAAGAUCUUUGCUGUGUCUCCCCUGGUUGUCACCGGGUGUGUUUUGUCAUUUUCAUUGUGGGAAUUAACUUACUUAAAACCACCAGAUAAAAAUAGUGCCACGUUCACCAUGCUUUCUAGGGGAGGGCAGUACUUGCUUAUCAGAAUUCUUUCAGGUUUAAUGCCUGACUAAAAAUUGGUGUUUAUCUUUUGUUCUUUUAAAUGCCCCUGAAAUGUAUGCUGUUGUAUUCGCGUCUUUAUUUUAUGCUUCUUGCAAGCAAUGUUAGUCUUUUUCUAUAUGGUUAGACUUAAUGCCUGCAAGUUUUGCUUGGGAAUGUUUUAUGUGAUGAGAUUAUAAGGCUUGACAAAACGUGUGUAGAAAAUGAUGUUGCAGUGUCAGUCAGGAUUUGAAAGGAUUCCCCCCUUGGAAGUCAGUGGAGGUGAAAAAGAACAAUUCCACCACAUUUUAUUUGACAGUUUGUGUUAGUAGUGAGUUUAAGUAUUUUGAUAUAUUUUUAGUGUUAGCGUGUUUCCUCGUGUGUGUUUUUCGUCGCCAGUAUUUCAUCUGCUCAAAUUGGACUACAGUAUACUGAAUUUCUCAGGAUUAUUCAAUUACAUUCGACAUAGUGGGUGGUUUUGAGAGUGAUAGAUCUUGACGGAUAUGCACAUGUAGCUGAAAGGAUGAUCACCUUGUUUUCUUCAUCUGUUUAUUUUUAAAAUUUUGGCUAUUUAAAAGUGAAAAAUAAAGAUUUAUUGGAACAAAAUCUACUUGGUGUACAGCGAGAACGUUGAAAGUUGCCAAUUUUUCCGUAUCCGUGAAAGCACCUAAUUUGGACGCGGAGUUAUGACGUCAACGAAAGCUCCCAGUCGCUACGGAAAUAGUAAUAGUUCUUCCCGGCCGCACACGGAAGUUUAUUUUUUUUAAAUUGAAGAAACAGCUGCAAUGUCGGUGAAUUAUGCGGCCGGGCUCUCACCGUAUGCAGACAAGGGUGUGUGCGGACUUCCAGAGGCAUUUGAUAGCCCUGAAGAGCUUAAAGCAAAGGUGACGGCGCUUGCUCAACUGGUAAGAGAGUCCAGGUACAUGGUCGUGCAUUCUGGAGCAGGAAUCAGCACGUCAGCUGGCAUCCCUGACUUCAGGGGGCCCAAGGGUGUGUGGACCUUGGAGGAAAAGGGAGAGACGCCUCACUUUGAGACAACUUUUGAAGAGGCCCGACCCAGCCUUACUCACAUGGCCCUGCUGGGACUCCAGCGGGCCGGAUACCUCAAGUAUCUCAUCAGCCAAAAUGUGGACGGCCUGCACGUGCGAUCCGGCUUUCCAAGGGAUUUGUUGUCGGAGCUUCAUGGAAACAUGUUUGUGGAGGAGUGCGAGAAGUGUUGCAGGCAGUUUGUCAGGGAAAAGGUGAUUGGCGUGAUGGGCCUCAAGCCAACAGGACGUUACUGCGAUGUGGUGCGCUCCAGAGGACUCCGAGCCUGCAGAGGGAAGUUGAUCAGCACUAUACUGGACUGGGAGGAUGCGCUUCCUGACAGAGAUCUGAACAAAGCAGACAACGCAAGCAGACAAGCCGACCUGGCACUGACGCUGGGCACCUCCAUGCAGAUCAAACCCAGCGGAGACCUUCCACUCGUCACCAAGCGCAAAGGCGGCAAAAUGGUUAUUGUCAACCUGCAGCCCACGAAGCACGACAAGCAUGCCCACUUGCGGAUCAAUGGCUACGUGGAUGAUGUCAUGAAGCAGCUCAUGGAGCACCUGGGGUUGGACAUCCCAAAGUGGGAAGGGCCGACCGUGUGCGAGAGUUCCGCCGCUGCGCCCGAGGAUGACGCCGACACGAAGCCCACGCACGCUCUCAGUGUGGAUGUCAAGGUCAAAGGUGAACUCGUUAAGAAGGAGAAGAAACGAGCAGCGGAUGGCGACGCCAUCAAAGAACAGACUCUCAAAGUCAAGAAGGAGAGGAAAGAUCCUCCACUAGGGAUCAAAGAUGACAAAUAGCCUCAGGUACGACCCUCAUCGAAAAUGACUCCUGACAAUUUUUUUUACCAGUUGUAAGUCACGUUAAUAGUGGAUUUUAUGGGCGAAUUUUUGUAUAAUUUUGCAAAAACCUGGAAUUUUGCCUGGGGGAGUAUGCAGACUUUUUCACUCCGCUGUACUAGAGGAUCUCUCGUUGCGCUCUCUCUCUCGUCAUGUGCCGUGAAACCACACCGGGAUGAAGAAAAC